AUUCCAACUAACUAUGCACCACAUAAUGCACACCUCGGUUAGAUUGAGUAAUCGCAUAUAAACCCCUUAAUUGAUGGGCCAGAAGUCUAGAAACUAAUACAUCCCAUAUGUGCAGUAUGUUAGAGGUGUGGGUUCCCCUCCGCUCUUAUCAGGCCAUGAGGGUGUGAAACUACCAGUCAGUUCCGAGAUCUCCUCCCACCAAUGGGUAAGUUUCUAAUGUAAAGAACAAAGGUAUGUAUUUGUGUAAGAACAAAUAGCAAAUUUUAAAAGUAAUUUGUACUUUUCCAAAAUACAAAUAUGAAGUUGUUAACAUGAAUGGCCCAUCUCAGCCACCCAUCACACUGGAACCUGGGCAGGAGGGCAAAGUGGAGGGCAGACUGACAGGUGGAAGGAGAUUUCCCCUACCUGUCAGUAGUUUACUACCUUGUCACUAGCCUUUCCAGAUUACAUUCGCAAGCUAAAACCUGUAUAAAGAAUGUCAGGCUUCUAUGAUAGGAAAAAAUACAAAUUACUUUUAAAAUUUGCAGUACUGAAAUAUUUUUUUUUCCUACUUUACCAGUUGCUGCAGUCAUCAAAAUUUAUCUCCACAGAGCCAACGACAUCUACCACAGAGCCAACUACAACUCCUAAAUCUAACAUCACAAGGGGUUACUGCCCGAACUGUGGAAACGCCCCAAUCAGUGUGGAUGGAAUAAGGAUAGUCAAUGGAACAGCAGCUGCAAAAAAUGAGUAUCCUUACCAAGUUUUUGUUUCUUCGGACAUUGGCCGUUGUGGAGGCUCAAUUAUAAAGAAAAAAUGGGUCAUGACAGCAGCCCACUGCCUUCGUAACAAUAAUGGGAGCAAUGCUUCGUUAUCUACCCUGACGGUCGGUUAUGGUAGCAGGAGACGUCAGAAACAAAUGUCUGUAAGCGCAGUCCGUUACAUUGUUCAUGAAGACUUUGAUCCUUACCUACAAGGCGAAGAUUUACUCCGGUGGCACUCUGAUAUUGCCCUCAUUGAGCUUCAGACCGAACUCAACUUUGAAACCAGCGAAGCAGUCAAGCCCAUCUGUCUGGGAGAGGAAUCAGAUAUAAUCGGUGGAAUGCAAGGAGUAGUCAGUGGUUGGGGAUAUUUAUACUAUGGGGCCAAUAACUUCCUGUCUAUUCUUCGAGAAGUCGCUUUGGAUGUACUAUCAUCAAGUGACUGCCAGAGGUUAAGUCAACGCCCUGAUGUCUCUAAGGUGGUCUGCACCCAAACAAUGUUCAAAAGCUUUUGCCAGGGUGACAGUGGAGGACCUCUAGUGGUAAAAACAUGCUUAGGUACAUGGGUUCAAAUUGGUAUUGUGAGUUAUGGAAGAGGAUGUGCCUAUGAGACCGACCCUGGUGUGUACACACGUGUACCAACUUUCCGGCCUUGGAUUGAUAACCAAACUGGUUCCUCAACUGCAUGUUGAUGAUCAAAUCCAUCUCGUGGAUUUCCCUAAUGCUUCGAUUCAAGACACGACUAUUCACCCAAUUUAAACCUAAUAUCUAUAAAAAAUCUUGAUUUUAGACUUUCCUCGCUGCUACAACUGAGUUGAUUCAUUUAAAAACAACCUCGAGAAAUUACCUUAAUAUUUUGCCUUAUCUUACUUUUCAACUUAUACCCCACAUUGUUUACAUAGCCCAGUAUUUUCAGUGAAAAGCAGCUAAAAUAUAUUUUGUUCUAUGAAACUAUCAUAAAAAUAUUUUAUUUUCGAGAAAGGUGGCAAAUGGAUUUAGAGCUAUUCAACUACCCAGUUUGCCUUUUGUUCUCAACUGAAUUUCAUCACUUGCACUAUACGUCUCUUCGACAUAAAUUUGCCAGUUUUCAAGUUUUUCUGGAAAGAUAUUUCAUACAUACCAUCAUGGAAACCAGCUUAUAGGUGCAAUUCAGAGGAAUUGGGCUCUCAGCAUAUUUGAAUGUGGUUGUUCUACAUGGAGUGAUUAAUUCACUGUGUUUGUCUACAUAGCACAUUUAAAUAUAUUUAAUGCUUGCUACAGCACGCAAACUUUUAGAUACUGUCUGAUUACACUAAAUAAACAAUGAAAUGCAA
Messenger RNA from Macrobrachium nipponense, 2053 nucleotides. RefSeq names its product mite allergen Der f 3-like. Gene Ontology annotation, biological process: proteolysis. The transcript has 6 exons. Lineage: Eukaryota; Metazoa; Arthropoda; Malacostraca; Decapoda; Palaemonidae. The record is from RefSeq and is a predicted model, not a curated record. Gene Ontology annotation, molecular function: serine-type endopeptidase activity. The coding region runs from base 476 to 1432 and encodes 318 amino acids.